This is a messenger RNA of Postia placenta MAD-698-R-SB12, 1506 nucleotides long. RefSeq lists its product as hypothetical. Bases 1 to 1506 code for a protein of 501 amino acids. Gene Ontology annotation, molecular function: transmembrane transporter activity. Gene Ontology annotation, biological process: transmembrane transport. Gene Ontology annotation, cellular component: membrane. The transcript has 15 exons. NCBI's taxonomy places the organism in Eukaryota, Fungi, Basidiomycota, Agaricomycetes, Polyporales, Adustoporiaceae. The record is from RefSeq and is a predicted model, not a curated record.
AUGGACAGCUCUGACGAGAAAUCAGCGCAUACGGAUAUCCUGGAGGUGUCUCGUGCUUCUGAUCUCGUUGAUCCUCAUCGGGUACUGCGCAAGUUGGACUGGAGGUUGAUCCCCUUCGUGUCUGUACUGUACCUCCUUGCAUACAUGUCCCCUUUCACGCUGAAUCGAGGUCCGACAGGCAAUGCGAAGAUCGCGGGACUGAUCACAGACCUUCACUUGACUGGUGUCGAGUUCAAUCUCACGUCAGCGAUGUUCUUCAUACCGUACUGCUUGCUGGAUAUCCCAUCAAACAUGGCACUCAAGUACUUCAAGCCAUCGCGUUGGAUACCCUUCAUCAUGGUCUGCUGGGGCGUUGUCCUGCUCUCAAUGGCCUUUGUGAAGACCUACCAUGAACUAAUGAUAACCCGCGUGCUCAUGGGGGCCGCCGAGUCGGGCUUGUUCCCAGGUGUUUCGUUCUAUCUGUGUCUCUGGUACCCACGAUACGCUCAAGCACAACGCCUGUCUAUCUUUGUCUCUGCAUCCAGUCUAGCAGGUGCAUUUGGCGGGCUACUAGCAUACGCUAUAGAGCACAUGAACGGGGUCGGAGGUCUUGCUGGCUGGUCAUGGAUUUUCAUUUUGGAGGGAAUUCUGACUAUAGUUGUCGCCACUCUCGCAUCUUGUUACAUGCAAGACUUUCCGGAGACUGCAACAUUCCUCACGCCAGCUGAACGUGAUUGGUUGGUACAGGCUCUGCGGGAGGAUACCGCGGCUUCGUCGAAGGAGUUCAAUCUAAGAUAUCUCAUUCAAGCGCUACGCGACCCCCAUGCAUAUCUCCUCGCAGCUAUGAACUUCUUUAUCGUGGUCCCUCAAUUUGCAUUUUCUCUCUUCCUGCCAACGAUCAUAGUUGGACUUGGGUACUCCUCGCUACAUGCACAGCUGCUCACCAUUCCGCCCAGCAUCUGCGGCUGUAUCUGCACUAUCAUAUUCGGUACCGUCUCGGACAAGAUAGGAGCUCGUGGGCCACUACUCCUGCUAGGAUCUCUGCUAUCCCUGGUUGGUUAUGUCAUGUUGCUCACGACCGAGGUUCCUGUGGUAGGCUAUAUUGGUACCAUCAUUGCUGCCGCGGGUCUGUAUCCAUCAUCGGUUUGUAACCUCGCAUGGACGUCUGGGAAUGCAGGCGGUGACAUCAAACGGGGUGCUAUGAUCGCCAUUGUUGGCGGAAUAGGCAACUCCGGCGCGAUCGCCUCGUCAUUUAUUUAUCGACAGAAGGAUAGCCCCAGGUACAUACCGGGGCACGCCACGAAUAUCGCGUGUUGUUGCGUGCUCGCUAUAUUAAGUUCAAUCGGAAUGUUUGAAUUUUGGCGCAUGAAUCGCAAGAAACGCGCCUACUGUUCGAAAGAGGGCAUUGACUCCAGUAGGUAUGAAGAGUUCGCAGAGUUAGGAGACAGAUCGCCGCUCUACCGGUACGUCUCUCAAUACACAUUUCUUCUAUCUAUAAGGCCUGAUUUCACCAGGUACACGCUAUAA